AUGAGUCUCUGGCAGGAGUUGCGGAGCGAUGUGGAGAGCCGAUCGGUGACCGGAUCGGUUAAGGUGUCACCACGAGGUCACCGGAGCAGAGAUGCAGUGAAGCUUCCGGCCAUCCAAUGCGUGGAGACAUCAUCCAACUCCGCUUCGUCCGCUCUCAGGCGAGCCUCUCUCGGGCAACUGCCAAGCUUGGAUGGUCGAGAGAGGUCGCCGCCGGAGUCGUCGGAAGUGCGGUUCGGGAGAGAGGUGCGGUCGGGUCCUAGUGCACCGCGGCGGACUCCGCACUUCCCCGACCUCGUCCUCACCUCUUCCGCCCUUGUCCUCUCCCUCCAGGGUAAAAAAGGAUCAAGGGAAAAUGAGGUCCAGAGACCAGCCAAUGCUACGGAUGCUUCCGACGCGUCCGAUCCCAUUUUCGAUAAACACAUCAAACCGCUUCUCCGACAUCUUUCUAGCAACAAUGACUCCGGUGCAGGCGACGAAGGCGAACUGACGGAGUGUCUCCGGACCCUUUACUCCUGCUUGUCACAGCACGGAUAUUUUGGCAAUAGCAAAGGGGCGAAGUGGAAAUGGGGGCGUUGCCAAGUCCUGAAGGCACUGAAUCCACUGAUCGAACGCUGCCAGGCCCCAGCCCUCGUGCAACUCGCCCGCAUCUUCCUGGCCGUAAACACCCCAAUUAUUCCUUUUUUCUGUUUCGUCGCUGCAUAUAUGAAGGGGAUCUUUUUGGGAAUUCAGUUGAAGCUGAGGGGACAGAACUUGGUGAGUUCGAGCAAACUGGUGCUUCGGAUCGCUCGAAGCGAUCGGAACGACCAGCUCUUCCUCGAAGGCAACGUUCUGGAUUUGUUCCUGGACACGAUCGGUGGAUCGAGCCCAUUAGAAGAAGCGGAGGCUCUGAUCUAUGCGUACGGUGCCUUGAAGUGCCUCACCUCCAACGACCUCCUCCUUCAUCGCCUCCUCCGCCUCGGACUCCUCGAUCUUCUCGUCCUUCACCUCAAACUCAUUGCUGCCAAGAAGGAAGAGAAAGGGAAGGUGGAAGGAAGCGUGGGUGCGGGAUUGUUCCAGCUGACUGCGGUUCUACGGAACGUGGCCGGCGACGAAUACGUCUACCAUCAGCUGAUCGCAUCUGGUGCCGUGAAGCAGAUAACUCGCCUCCUUUCCCUCUUCCACAACGACAUCGACGUCGUCUCCAACCUCUCUCGCGUCUUCAGCGUGCUGUCCACUUCUGAAGAAUGCUGCGAUGCCAUCUUGGCAGGGGACGAGGACCUGAUGAAGACUUGUACCAGCCUUCUAAAGGAGCAUCCGUCUAACAGCCAGACCGUGGUUAGGAUCGGAUACGCCUUGGGAAACCUCGUUGCCUUCUACCCUCACGCCAGAGAUCGGUUGCACGAGGCUGGGGCCCUGGAGGUACUUUUGGACCUCCUUUCGGUGUAUUUACGAAAGGACCUGAACGAGGGAAAGGAGGCAACGAAGCCAGGUUGCAGUGAAGGAAGUAGUGGAAAUCCUUCCGACGUCAUCAUCAAGGUUGUUCGGGUGGUGGCAAACAUGAGCAUUUCUCCGAAAGUGGGUCCGGAGAUCGGUCGAAGUCAUCGAUGCCUGGAUCACCUGUUGAACAUCGUGAGGCACAAGGACGUGUGCGAAGGGGAAGAGACGAGGGAAUGCAUCUCAUGUGCCCUAACCGCACUCAAUAACAUCUCCUUCUAUGCCCAGGGCUCCUCGCAAUCUGUCCUCGUGGAACGGGCCACCGAAAUCACCGAAUUGUUUGAGGAGUUGCUGGAGUUGCUGGAAGUGAGGAGUGCGGACGUGGUGUUCGGUACGGCGGGAGUCCUAGUCAACAUGAUGAACGACGUUGAUCGACGGCAACAAUUCAUUCAACAACGAGGCCUUCCCAGGCUGUUGGGUGUACUUCGGGACGUGGAUGAAGGAGACUGGGAGCUCGGUUCCUUGGCGUGUCAGGUCAUCUGGAACGCUUGUGCCGGAGUUCAUGACCUCAAAAGUCAUCUCGGCGAAAACUACGUUCAAGAGCUCGUCCUGCUCCUUGAGGACCUCAUCGAGGAGGAAGAAAACGACGACUCAGAGCAAAAAUCCGCAUUUUGCAAAGUGGCCACGCAGCUCCUAGAAAGGUUGGAUCCCACUGCAUCCGAACCAUGAUGAGAAGAUAAAGUAUUUCAUGUGUUCAAUAGUCAUGAAAUGUAUGAGACGG
Messenger RNA from Darwinula stevensoni, 2194 nucleotides. The record is from the annotation of a GenBank genome assembly. Lineage: Eukaryota; Metazoa; Arthropoda; Ostracoda; Podocopida; Darwinulidae.